AUAUGGGUUGAGGAGCGAGGAGUGAUUUAGCAUGCAUUGUUUAGCGUGGAUACCCUGGAUAUGAGUUAUGAACAUAUAGCAUGUGAUUAUGUAACUAUGCAUCCAACGUAGUUAGUCUCCGCAGGACGGAGUACAUGCCAACUCGACGUCAACCGCAGUCAGUUGCCGGUUCUCCGUACAAAUAGCUCGACAAUUGGUCUCAAUCUACACCAGCUCAGGCGGUAGAACCUGAAACAUCCACCGGAACUUUGUCAGAACCAAUACAUAAGACAAACUGUGUCAACAUCAACAACACAGCACCACCACAGCACUCAACACCAUGACCGACCUCACCCCCACGUUAACAGACCUGCUCCAGCAGAGCACCAGCACCCCAAAGCUCUCAACAGGAUACAUGACGACCGAAAUCGCAGACGAAUUCCUCAAAGAAGCCUACAGAAUUAACACCCACAUAACCUCACUCCUCCAAUACCUCCAAACCAUCCGCCCCUCCUACCUCUCCCUCACCAAAUCCAAACCCACCACCAAACCCCAACAGCAAAGUAUCCAAGCCCAAGAAACCCUAACCGACUCCGCCCGCGACGAAAUCACCGCCUCGACAUCAACUCUCCUCUCCAACCUGAGUACCUCCAUCUCGACCCUCUCGUCCGCGGAAUCACUCCGCCAGGAGACUGUAACCCGGACGCUGGAUCAGAGGUUCAAGAGGGGUUUACUAGCCAAGUGGGCCGGGGGGGCUGCGCUCACUUAUGAUGAUGAUGAUGAUGGGGAGGGGGGGAGAAGUGAGGAGGAAGUGCGCGAGCGGGAAAAAGAACGGAAUAUGAAGUGUGUGAGGGAAAGUGUGUUGUGGUAUUUGGGGAGGAAGUUGAGGGAGGUGGUGGAUGUGCAGAGGGAUUUGGUGGAGAGGAGGGUCGAGAGGGUGAGGGAGAAGGAGAGGAGUGUGUUGUAUAAUUUACACGCUUCGGGGGCUGCUUCGGUGAAGGGGAUGGGGGUGGGGAUGGGGUGGGAGAUGGGAGGUGUGGAUGGAAUGGAUGGGAUAGGGACGGCUGCGAAGAUGGAUGAGGAGGAGGUUCGUGCGAUUGAGAGCCAACUCACUCCGCAGCAGUUGCAGCUCUUUGAGGAGGAGAAUGAGAGUAUGGUAAGGUAUUUUGAGGAUGUGGUAGGGAAGGUUCAGAAUGCGGAAAAAUCCCUCCUCGAAAUCUCCUCCCUCCAACAAACCCUCGUAUCGCAUCUCGCGACGCAAGAAGAAUACAUUGGACAAUUGGUCACAGAUGCCAGUAACACGCGGGGAAACAUCGGGGAGGGCAAUAAAGAGUUGAAACGCGCGACGGAGAGACGGAGUGCCGCGCAGGCGGUGUUCUGGGGCACCGUGGGAUUGUGUACGUGGUUGGUGGUGUGGGAUCUUGCUUUUUAAUUUAUCUUCAUUGUUUAUCUUGUGUUGAUUUUAUAUGCGAAGGUUGUUUCCUUUGGGUUCAAGUCCAG
Aspergillus ibericus CBS 121593 is the source of this 1479-nucleotide messenger RNA. RefSeq names its product putative SNARE protein (Ufe1). The record is from RefSeq and is a predicted model, not a curated record. Lineage: Eukaryota; Fungi; Ascomycota; Eurotiomycetes; Eurotiales; Aspergillaceae. Gene Ontology annotation, cellular component: endoplasmic reticulum; SNARE complex. Gene Ontology annotation, biological process: retrograde vesicle-mediated transport, Golgi to endoplasmic reticulum. Bases 320 to 1411 code for a protein of 363 amino acids. The transcript is spliced from 3 exons.